This is a messenger RNA of Brassica oleracea var. oleracea, 522 nucleotides long. RefSeq names its product probable glutathione peroxidase 4. The transcript is spliced from 6 exons. Gene Ontology annotation, biological process: response to oxidative stress. Gene Ontology annotation, molecular function: glutathione peroxidase activity. Lineage: Eukaryota; Viridiplantae; Streptophyta; Magnoliopsida; Brassicales; Brassicaceae. The record is from RefSeq and is a predicted model, not a curated record.
AUGGGUACUUCUGUUUCGGUUCCCGAGAGAUCCGUCCAUGAAUUCACCGUCAAGGAUAGCUCCGGCAAGGACGUGAAUUUGAGCAUAUACCAAGGGAAAGUCCUCCUCCUUGUCAAUGUCGCUUCCAAAUGCGGGUUCACCGAAUCCAAUUAUACCCAGCUCACCGAACUUUACCGGAAAUACAAGGACCAAUGGUUUGAGAUCUUGGCAUUCCCUUGUAACCAGUUUCUUUACCAGGAGCCCGGCACGAGUCAAGAAGCUCAUGAUUUUGCUUGUACACGGUUUCAGGCCGAAUACCCUGUUUUCCAAAAGGUAGAUUAUGUACGCGUAAACGGCCAAAACGCGGCACCACUCUAGAAGUUCCUUAAGGCAAGUAAACCCACUUUUUUGGGGUCAAGAAUUAAGUGGAACUUCACCAAAUUCUAGGUCAGCAAAGAUGGCAUAGUGAUUGAUCGUUAUGGCACGAUGGUUACACCUCUGUCCAUCGAGAAAGACAUCAAGAAAGCUCUAGAAAAGGCUUGA